Molecule: messenger RNA, 567 nt
Organism: Sphenostylis stenocarpa
Lineage: Eukaryota; Viridiplantae; Streptophyta; Magnoliopsida; Fabales; Fabaceae
Source: the annotation of a GenBank genome assembly
AUGAGGGGUCCUUUGGGUGCAGUAAUAGGGAGGUUUCCAUCAAGUGAUGGAGUUACACAAAUGGGUGGAAUUAUAAGACACAACAGGAAAUGCAGGGACAUCACUGUUCUUGUGAUCUUCAUAGCGUUUUGGGUAGCAAUGGUUGUCAACUCCAGCUUUGCUUUCAACCAAGGAAACCCAUUAAGGCUUACUUAUGGACUGGACUACAAAGGGAAUGUGUGUGGGGACAAGAAUGCACACCCUGGCCUUAGUGAAUUGGAGCUCAGAUAUUGGCAAAAUCCUAAUCAGGUUUAUGAGAGUGGAUUGAAGGAUAGCCAAGUCAAACUGGUCGAUGCCCGCAGUAUAUGCUUGUCCGACUGCCCUGUACCUUCUGAAGAUUCCCUUAAUUGGGUCUGUGAUUAUCCCGAAGGAGAUAUUCGUCUUUCCAUGAAAGAUUGGACUAGUAGGAACUAUGAUUAUUUCGAGUUCCUUACACCAGAAAUGAGAAAUUCCUCUCUUCAACUUCAGGGUCCAUGUUAUCCUGUCAUAUUUCCCAGUGUAAAUGGUGAGCAAACUGCUCUAUUUUGA